Molecule: messenger RNA, 913 nt
Organism: Elaeis guineensis (African oil palm)
Lineage: Eukaryota; Viridiplantae; Streptophyta; Magnoliopsida; Arecales; Arecaceae
Product: WEB family protein At3g51220
Biological process (GO): chloroplast avoidance movement; chloroplast accumulation movement
Cellular component (GO): cytosol
Source: RefSeq, a predicted model, not a curated record
CCAAACUCAAUCAUCAUCACAACAUAUAUUGCACCACCUCCUUUCCCUCUGGCACCCAACAUUGGCCAGCCCCAGGAAACAAUGGAAGACCAUGAAUCCUCUGCUCUUGCUACUGUGAUCAUAGAGAGGGCGGAGGUGGACACCACCCGUCCCUUCCGCUCUGUGAAAGAGGCCAUCGCAGUCUUCGGUGAACGUCUUCUCUCAGGCGAUGCUUAUUCUCAGAAGACCAUCUCGAACGCCAAGAUCGACAUAGCUCCAAAGCCAAUUUAUGCACUGCCAGCUCCAAAGCCUAUCUACUCAGCAUCUUCUUCACCACCUUCUUAUACUUCUUCUGCAUCACAGUUCAAUCAAGAAAGGGAAGAUGAGCUCAUAAUCUUCAGCUCUUUGAAGAAGUUGGAGGCAGAACUGGAGGAAACAAAGCGAGAGUUGAUGCUGCUGAAGGAGAGGGAGUCUGAGAUGGAGAUUGCGGUCACCGCUCUCAAUGCGCAGCUCCAGAGAAGCUUGUCUAAGUUGGCAGAGAUGGAGGCAACAAAAGCAGCAGAGGACAGUAUGGCUAUAGAAGCUCAGUCUAACAAAGUUCGAAGUGAUCGAUGGGCAGAGGAGAGGACCAGGGAUCUUGAAGCAAAGUUUGAUUACUUGCCCACUCUGGCUCAAGCACUGAGCCUUGGGGGAAUUGAAGAUGACUUUGGUGGAAGAAAGAAACGGAAGGUGCCAAAGAAGAAGCCUAUCAUUCCUCUCAUUGGAGAUAUGUUUUCAAGGAAGAAGGCUUCUUUUGAUCUCAACAAUUCCCCAUAUUCCCCGUCCUGCAAUGGUGUGCUAAGUUAAAAAGCAUUGCAAGAAGUUUGAGUGUUUGUUUUAUGUUUUCCUUCUUUUUUCGUGUGAUGUAAAAUUGGCAAGGGGGGCCUUGUCAGAU